This is a messenger RNA of Hyposmocoma kahamanoa, 1461 nucleotides long. RefSeq lists its product as uncharacterized. Bases 1 to 1461 code for a protein of 486 amino acids. The record is from RefSeq and is a predicted model, not a curated record. NCBI's taxonomy places the organism in Eukaryota, Metazoa, Arthropoda, Insecta, Lepidoptera, Cosmopterigidae. The transcript has 2 exons.
AUGGUUAUGGACAAGCUCCGGCCCUGGGUCCCUCCGUUGACGACAAGCCUCGACCCUGCGUUCCUGGAGAGGGUGGUGGUCACCCUCUUCCCUAGAGUCGAGAGCAGUCCCGCCCCGGGAUCGUCGGGACAAGUGUCGGUGACGGAUGAGGACACUUGGUCUGACGAUCUCGGCAUAACAGACGAGGAGCUGGAUCGAGCCGUGAGGCGUCUCGGUGCUCGGAACACUGCGCCUGGCCCGGAUGGUGUCCCGGGGAGGGCGUGGGUGUUGGCUCUCCACGCCAGACUGGGGAACCACAUGAGACGGCUGUUCACCAGCUGCCUCCGGAGCGGUGUGUUCCCGUCCGGCUGGAAGUCGGCGAGGAUGGUCCUUAUAAAGAAGGAAGGUCGACCCGCAGACUCUCCCUCUGCAUACCGACCCAUAUGCCUGCUGGACGAGGCCGGCAAGUUGUUUGAAAGAACACUUGCCGAGCGGCUCAGCGGGCAUCUGUCGCGAGUAGGGCCUGACCUGUCGGAAGACCAGUACGGCUUCCGGCAGGCGCGGUCGACAGUGGACGCGAUCCUUCACGUUCGUACACUGUCGACGCAGGUACUGUCCCGGGGCGGAGUGGCGUUGGCGGUAAGCCUAGAUAUCGUCAACGCCUUCAACUCCUUGCCCUGGUUGACCGUUAAGGAGGCGCUCGAGUAUCAUCGAGUGCCUCCGUACCUGAAGCGAGUUGUCAGGUCCUACCUAUGCGACAGGUACAUUACGUACCCGGGUCGGGACGGCGCAAGCCAUCGCAGAGAGGUCGUGUGUGGGGUUCCGCAGGGGUCUGUCCUUGGACCACUCCUUUGGAACCUAGCAUACGAUGCUGUCUUGAGGGUCGCACUCCCCCCGGGCGUGCAUCUGGUGUGUUAUGCUGAUGACACCCUGGUGAUAUUAUAUUAUAUGGUGCUAUUAGUGCCCCGUGGAUUUCGAGGAGCACUUCCGGUACCCCGCCUGGUACCCCGGAUUGAUAGGGUGGCGGGUGCAUUGCACCAGUUGCUGCCCAACCUGGGGGGCCCUUCGGAGGGAGUUCGCCGUUUAUACGGUGGGGUGGUGCGAUCCGUGGCCCUGUAUGGGGCACCCGUCUGGUCACACCGACUGACGGGCGUCCGGCGUUGCAGAGCCAUGCUCAAUGGCGUGCAGCGCCGCAUGGCCAUAAGGAUCGCACGAGGAUACCGCACCGUAUCCUUUGACGCGGCGACUGUCCUGGCGCGGUUUCCCCCGCUGGACAUUCUGGCGGAGAUGGACGCGCGUAUUUACACGCGCCUCCGCCAGGCGGAAGAAGCUGCGCCGCCGGAAGUGCGGUGGCAGGAGCGCCGACGGGCGUUCGCGAAGUGGCGCGAGAGGCUGGAACAGUCGUGGAUCUCGCGCCAGCGCGCCGUCGGCGCGAUCCUGCCCAACCUCGAAUGUAAGAAAGUUAAUUCCUCUAAACUCUAA